Molecule: messenger RNA, 2018 nt
Organism: Penicillium brasilianum
Lineage: Eukaryota; Fungi; Ascomycota; Eurotiomycetes; Eurotiales; Aspergillaceae
Source: the annotation of a GenBank genome assembly
CGCCAAGUCGGGGCUGCUUCUUCCUCGUACGAUGUAACCAUUUCAAGACACCAUGAUGAAGCGAGGCAGCGUGGUUCUGGGACCUAAGCCGACCAAGGCAUGUGUCAACUGCCGGAGACUGAAGAUGAAAUGUGAGGUCUCGGGCCCUCCUCCAUGCCGUCGUUGCCGGCAUAACCAGACACCGUGUAUCUUUAAGCCUCGGGCCAAUGCAUCCGCGUUGCAUGAAAUGGUUGAAGAAGCCCAAACUGAACUUCUCGGUUCUCGGUCAUCGACAUAUGACCAGCAGUCCGUUCUUGACCGGCUAGAUCGAAUUGAAGCCGCACUGGGAAUUAGCCAGGAUGCACCGCCAAGUGUCUCGGUAACCGAGGAUUUGGACGUGGAUGAAGAACCAGAUUUAGUGCCCUUGCAGGGUGUUUGGAAAGCAGUAGCUCAUCUCAGGUCUAUAACACCGGCACUUGAUGGAAACAUCUGGUCUAGACCAAUUGUGAAACGUCUUUGGAGCUCAUUCCUGAAUAACCUGCCACUUCUUCACUUUUUGAAAGACCGAGAUGUAUUUGCUUCACCUACACCAUUGCUUCUCGGCUCUGUGCUCUAUAUCUCCGCCCUUCAUCACCAGCAACCCGAACUAGCAGCUAUGGAAUCAGGCUAUUUUGCAGCCACGUGUAGUGCAAUCGCUGAGCUGGUGACGCCGUGCUUGAAGCGAAGCCACGUUGAUCUAACAGACUCAUAUACUGAUGAAGAGUCGAAUAAUGCUUUGAAAAUCCAGAAGGACAAGGCUUUCCAUAAUAUCCUGGGCUUGAUCAUGGCAAGUCUGAGUUCUGAAGCAUAUAUCGAUGCAACUGGCUCAUGGAUCGCAAUUGCAUAUCGACUCUGGCUAGACCAUUGCCCUUCGGACAUGGAUGCUUCAAUCUCUGAUUGGCGAGGACUGUUCUGUGGUCUUCAGGUCAUUGAUAUCGAGCAUGCGUCUAUGCAUAUGACACAUCCCCUGCUACCUCGCCAGCCUUCCAAAUCUGGUAUUCAGCGAUUGGACAAUCAUCAUGGAAAUGCCUUCCAAGGUCUUGCUGACAUGAUGCACUACGGGUUGAGCCAUUUCGUAGGCAAAGGCUUACCGACCGUCUGGUGCACAAUAAAUGCCGACAUUUCCGCCAACAUCUCCACUCCUCAUUCUUCAUUCUCAGACCACGAUUCUGAUGUCAUUCGACUCUGGGCACGUAAGUUGGAUGACUGGCUCGUGCGAUAUAAUGGAACUUCCCAACCCAGCCCGUCAGAUCGACAAGGGAUCUUGAUCCUACUACAAUAUCAUUUGCACAAGCUAUUUGUACUAUCAAUAUAUCACCCUGCUCGAGGAUUCGAUUUGAGCUCCGCAAAAAUCGCCCCCGUUGAGAGGCAUGAGCUGCUUGUCUCGGCAAGGGCAGUGCUGAGACUACGGCAGGAUGAUGCUAGCAUCUGGUCUAAUUGGGACCUGAUCAUGAUAACCUGGGCUGCUAUGCUACUCCUUCGUGGUGUUGAAGACGGCAUGACGCAUCAAGACGAUCUCCAUCUUAUCCAAGCACACCUUCGAAGCCUAGAACGGAGUCACCAAUCGGCAGCCAGCAUUCACACCGUUCUAUCCCAACGCCUUGAAUCAAGUAUGCAAGCAAUGCAUACGCCGCCAGAUACAAGCUCAGCAUUAGCAUUUCCCGGUCCAAUGGUCGAUGACUCGUGGACGAUUUUCGAUCAAGAAAUCAUGUCCCUGGCUAAUCCACCUUGGCUGUUUCAAGAUCCGACUCCCUUACCGCAGACACAGAAAUCCGCAGUUCCCGCAGUUCCGGAUGUGCAGGCCAGCUUGCCCUAUGACUCUGGUCUUUUGGCUCACAACGCACAACAAUUUUCGGCUAAUAACCAAUGGAACAGUGCAGAGCAGUUGCAUGGUGCAUUUCCAUCUACCUUAAACAGGAUAUUUGGAAAUGAGGCUGCAGAUCAUGGAACUAGAUUGAUUUAAUGUUAAUAUACCCGGCGAUUAUAAUCAUCCUCCACAU